This is a messenger RNA of Hyposmocoma kahamanoa, 1468 nucleotides long. It is a transcript of the gene Pus7, whose product is annotated as pseudouridylate synthase 7 homolog. NCBI's taxonomy places the organism in Eukaryota, Metazoa, Arthropoda, Insecta, Lepidoptera, Cosmopterigidae. Gene Ontology annotation, molecular function: pseudouridine synthase activity; RNA binding. The transcript has 7 exons. Bases 230 to 1468 code for a protein of 412 amino acids. Gene Ontology annotation, biological process: pseudouridine synthesis. The record is from RefSeq and is a predicted model, not a curated record. Gene Ontology annotation, cellular component: nucleus.
UCGUCCUCGCCCAUCGCUAGUUGACUGACAGAUCACCGCUUUUUGAGGCAGCACGUCUGUUAAUUCAUAAAUUCUCUCAAAAUUAAGUGAUCGUUUAUUAUCGUAAGAAUAAACAAUCAUUAAUUUAAUGGAGACAAUAUUCUAGUUGUGUGUUGUAUAGUUUUUAAGUAUGUCGUUAAGUUAAUUUUUAGGUUAUAUUUGGUUAAGUUCACGUAAAAAUCGAAAUAAAAUGAGUAACGGGAGAGGUACAAAUUGGAAGAAUUGGGGUAAUAAACCUUUUGGUAACAAUUCUGGGUCGUACAGAGGUGGACAAGGGCGUGGGGCGAGAGGUUUUAAUCGGGGAGGGUAUAGGAACUUCAACAAUCAGGGUUUUUACGGUGAUAACUUUAGGGGUGGAAAUCGAGGUGGUUUUGCCAACCGAGGAGGAGGUGGUUUUGCCUACCGAGGAGGUGGUGGCGGCAAUCAACAGUGGAAGAACAGGCCUAGACGGGAGACGCCGGGAAAGAGGCUCACUGAAGAGGAAAUUGGAGUCACAGAGUAUAUCAGCAACCAUGAAGGAUUUUCUGGGAUUAUCAAGUCCAGGUAUUCAGACUUCCAAGUAUCAGAAAUCAAUGAACAAGGUGAGGUUGCAAAGCUAACAGACCUGACUCCACCUGCCCCUCCCAGUGAGGAUGCUGUUGAUGAAGAUGAGGACUUGCUUCUCUGCAAGUAUAAUGUCGAGAUCUUGCCUAUGGACACUUGGGACCAAAUUAAUAAGAUUGCUGUGUGUACUGAACCUAGUGAAGAGAAAGUUGAGAUAGACGUGACAGGCAUGAGUAAGGAGCAACGGACGAAAAUCCAUGAUGCAGUGAAGAAAGCAUUUGGUGACAGCAUUGUGGGCAGCACUGUGAAUGUUGACGAUAAGAAGUUUGUGCGGUUUGAGAAGUACCGGAAAGGAGUGCGCAUAGACACCAGAGUGAAGUGGGUGUGGCCCGGCGAGUACGUCUACUUCAUAGUGCACAAAGAAAAUUGCGACACCAUGGACGCCGCCGUGCGGAUAGCCGAGCGGCUCCGACUGAACGUCAAGCCGUCGCUGCUGGGCUACGCCGGCACCAAGGACCGGCGCGCCAAGACGUCGCAGUGGUUCAGCCUGCGCAAGGCCGACCCGCGGCGCGUGGCCGGCGCCUGCCGCGGCCUGCGCGACAUCCGCGUCGGCAACUUCACCUUCCGCGACACCAACCUGCGGCUGGGCAUGCUCCGGGGCAACAGGUUCCGCAUCGCGCUGCGCAACGUGACGGCGCCCGACAGCGUCGUGGAGACGGCGUGCACGCAGCUGCAGCGGCAGGGCUUCUACAACUACUACGGGCUGCAGCGCUUCGGCUCCAGGGUGGAAACGCCCACCUACGACAUCGGUCUCAAGCUGCUGCAGGGGAAUUUCAAGCAGGUGCUCAUGUCGAUGCUUAGGAACAGAGUUGAGACUUUAACAUAA